This is a messenger RNA of Clupea harengus (Atlantic herring), 594 nucleotides long. RefSeq names its product GTPase IMAP family member 2-like. Gene Ontology annotation, molecular function: GTP binding. The record is from RefSeq and is a predicted model, not a curated record. Bases 1 to 594 code for a protein of 197 amino acids. Lineage: Eukaryota; Metazoa; Chordata; Actinopteri; Clupeiformes; Clupeidae. The transcript has a single exon.
AUGGUGUUGGUGGGGAAGACUGGAUCAGGGAAGAGUGCAUCAGGAAACACCAUCCUGGGGAAACAAGGCUUUCAGUCUAAGCCGUCACCUAAAUCUGUGACGGAAGAGUGUCAGAUAAAUGAGGUCAUGUCAGGAGAAAAGACCAUCUCAGUUACUGACACACCAGGUGUGUAUGACACAGACUUCACAAAUGAGGCUUUGAGGCGUGAGUUGGAAAGCUGUAUUUACCUGACAGCUCCUGGACCCCAUGUGUUCCUGCUAGUGAUCAGUGUUGGGGUUAGAUUCAGCAUGGAAGAGAAGGAUGCAGUGCAGUGGAUCUGUGAUCAUUUUGGGAAGGAAGCUUUACGGUACGCAAUAGUACUCUUCACCCACACUGAUGAGCUCAAAGAUAUGACCUUAGAGCGAUAUGUUGAUGAAAGUGAUGAUCUCCGGACGCUCAUUAGUGACUGUGAAGGAAGAUCUCAUGGUUUUAACAAUAAUGGCGGAAAUCCACGUCAGGUCACUCAACUGCUGCAGAAAAUUGAAUGCAUGGUGGAGAGCAACAGAGUGAGGGGAAGAGAGUACUAUACCAAUGACAUAUACAAGAGAGCCUAG